AUGUCCGCAACGGUGGUCGCCCGCAGGCGGAAUAUCCAAUGCAAAAACAAGGUGAAAACAGGUUGUGCUACCUGCAGGAUAAGAAGGGUCAAAUGCGACGAGAACAAGCCGUUCUGCCAAAAAUGUCUCGGUACUGGCCGUACUUGCGAGGGCUACGAGUCUCCUUUCCGACUCGUGUUCACUGGCAAAGCCACAGAUAACUGUUCUUCCGGCGGUAGCAAUUCAGGGGCUGCUAGUUUACGAAUCAUCCAGCCCACAUUGACCGGGAUCGAGAUCGCCCCGCAGGACGUCGAGCUCCUCGGCCGCUACUUCUCAACCAAGACCAUGUUUGACGUGAAGCUAGGCCUCAACGAAGAAGCCAGGCAAAUCCUCCAAGCCAGUCUAAAUGACCCGCUAGUUCGCCACGCAGUCUCGUCCCUCAGAGCUCUUCGGCAACAUCUCGAGGCGUGCGGAACUGUUGCACUGUCAGUCACGGGGCGGACUCCGAGCAUCGCUUAUGACUAUGGCCUCCAGCAAUACUGCAUGGCUUUAGGGGGGCUCGCAUCGAAGCUGUCUUUCCCGGGCCCCCACGGACUGAAGUCGGCGUUACUCUGCUGUCAGCUGUUUAUCAGCAUUGAGCAAGUGCGCGGGAACUACGCCGCCAUGGCCCGUCACAUUAUCCAGGGGCUCAGCAUCAUGCAUGAACAUAGAGCCAGGCCGUAUCUGGUUGAUGGCAAAUUGAUGCCGGGGUAUCACAAGCAGAUGCCUCUGCUCGACGUUUUCAUCAUCAAGCUGUUCGCCGCACCUUGCAAAUUCGCGGACCCUCCAGCAGCAGUCGAUAUCAGCGGGACAAGGACGGCUGUGUGGUUGACUCCGCCGCAUCAGCAGUCCGCUGAAUCUCGCAAUCUGCGUACGAUUGCACCAGAUAUACGAACGGGGCUUACGAGGAUUGCUCUCACAAUGCUUGAGUUCCUCGACAAAGUUUCGAUUUGCAAAUCAUCGACGAGCGCUCUCCAACUCCUAUCCGAGAGGGCAUCUCUCAUGGGCUUGUUAGAAUUGUGGCUGAUUGACCUUGAACUGGUCCUGAAGGAUACUAGACCUCAACCUGAACCCCUUUCAGUGUGUUUCCUGCGCUUCUUCCAUCAGACACUGAAAACUGUUCUCUUGGGGGCUCUUGAAUUCUCGCCGGAUCGAGAUGCGGAGCUGCGGACCGAGAUUGGCAGGUUACAUCCUAUAGCCAGCACGAUAGAUGAAGGCGUCAAGGCUUAUAGAACAGGAAGUGGGGUUAGAAGUGGCCGAUCGAAGGGAACUUUCUGA
Molecule: messenger RNA, 1296 nt
Organism: Colletotrichum graminicola M1.001
Lineage: Eukaryota; Fungi; Ascomycota; Sordariomycetes; Glomerellales; Glomerellaceae
Exons: 2
Coding region: 1-1296 (431 amino acids)
Biological process (GO): regulation of DNA-templated transcription
Molecular function (GO): DNA-binding transcription factor activity, RNA polymerase II-specific; zinc ion binding
Source: RefSeq, a predicted model, not a curated record